AUGGUAGCCAAGAGUUUGUCGGGCAUUGGCACCACAUUGAGUAAUAUUUUAGGGCACGAAGCCGCAAGAUUCGUCUGUCCUCAGGAAGCAGCUUGGGGAAUUCAGUGUUAUCUAGUGGAGAUAGCAGGCAGUCCCAGAGUUCAUAGAUCAUGUGGGCUUGCCUGUCUAACGGCCUCUCGGAGGCGUUCUGAUACUUCGAACGCAUUGAUGAGACCAGCUCUGACUGGGCCAUUCGUCGAGGAGGCGUUGAUGGAGCCUAUGAAGAUUUCGAGGGACGAACUAGAACUGUCGGCAUUAUUCGGUGGACUUUUUGAGCAUUUUAGAGCCGUUCGCUUGGUUCGCUCCAUCCCCUUUACUGGCCUGAUAUCCUUCACCUCCAGGCUUGGGCACUUAAUUACUAUUUUCUAUCCGGACACAAGUGUCCGCCUCUCAAUUCAUGGAGUGGGAGAUUCGUACUUCGCGUUGGCGAAUGACAUGUUAGAGUUCUUGAGCGCAGAAACCCUAAGCGCCUCAAAGUGUUCGAGAGCUUCGUUUUUGUCCGAUUCAGAUCUAUUAUAUUUCAUGUUCAUCUCAAACUUUGAUAAAAAUUCAUGCUAUUACCUUUUGUUUCGCCUCACUUCAAUUAUUGCGACCGUAAUGUGCGGGCCUGUCACUGUUCUGUCGUCUUUGACCUUUCGCCUUUCGCAAUCCGGGAUCCCUCUCCUGUCAAGCGCUGCAGGCAACCACACUAGAGCUAGAAAGCGUGGCGUUUUCCUGAUGCAAAGGAUGUCGCAUGCUCUUCUCUCCUACGUUGGAUUCUCCUUCCUCUGGUUGAUUCCCGGCAAGGGGAGAAUAAGUAGUUCACUAGGUUUACAAUCCAAUAUGUCGCGCUAUCACGCAACGUACCUAGUAUAUCCUGGCGCUCGCAAGUCUGCUCCAUCGCAGCAGCCAUAUAUAUCACUAUGUUGCGACCCCGACGAUCACUUGCCUAACUUUGAGGAAGGUGCCAGUGAGAGUGUUUCAGUGCAAUUUUCCGACGACGAGUUUCCCAAGAUUGUGCCUCUAGUCUCAGACACGGAUGAUGAUGAAUAUAUGCCGAGCGAAUCUGAGGAUGGAAGGCCCAACAGAAAGCUAGACCGAAUUGCGUCCGUAUGCCCAGGCAUGCCUGCCAAACUUUUGCCAAUGAAAGGCGUUACUCAAGCCCCCUCCCUAAUCUGGGUGAGGGUGAGCCAGAGACCACGGAUUCAGAUGUACCUCUACUUCCACAUCGAUCCAAGGCUAGGAGAUUGGUACGCAAGAUAUCAGAAUCUUCGGAAGAGGACAUGGACCUCAAAUAUACCAGCUGAAAGGAAAGAACUGAUUGCAACAAUGUAUCGUGAGUUGGCCUUAGCCAGAAAUUAUCUCAUCAAUGCUGGCCUCUGGGAUGGUGAGAUCUUCUACUUUGGUACAGGGGCACCGACAUACGUGCGGGACAUUCUCAACCAAGCCCAGGAUAGACUACGAGCUGUCAAACAAAGCAAUCUGGGAUGGUUCGAUCAGACAGUUGGAUCUCCGAUGCGGCACCGUAAGUCAAAUAUUCCUACGCUCUGCUCAUCUUGCACCUGGCUCACCUUACCCUUAAAGUUUAAAAAUGAAGGAUUGUCUGCGCCUUUUAUGGUAAUUGGCAGGGAUGGCAAAGCCAUCAGUGAGAAGCUUGUUGUACCUUUUCAAACUGUUUGCAUUUCCUUUAAACUGACCGAUUUGCACCACUACUUGGAUUUGUAG
This is a messenger RNA of Lindgomyces ingoldianus, 1743 nucleotides long. RefSeq lists its product as uncharacterized. The record is from RefSeq and is a predicted model, not a curated record. The transcript is spliced from 14 exons. Lineage: Eukaryota; Fungi; Ascomycota; Dothideomycetes; Pleosporales; Lindgomycetaceae. Bases 1 to 1743 code for a protein of 580 amino acids.